Molecule: messenger RNA, 2237 nt
Organism: Bufo bufo (common toad)
Lineage: Eukaryota; Metazoa; Chordata; Amphibia; Anura; Bufonidae
Gene: SLC39A7
Product: solute carrier family 39 member 7
Exons: 8
Coding region: 75-1466 (463 amino acids)
Biological process (GO): intracellular zinc ion homeostasis; zinc ion transmembrane transport
Cellular component (GO): membrane
Molecular function (GO): zinc ion transmembrane transporter activity
Source: RefSeq, a predicted model, not a curated record
AUUUUUUGAACCCGGAUUGUAUUGUGCCACGUCUGAGCCGCACCGGGUCCAUAGAAAGAAACGAGCGAGGUAAGAUGGCGGCUCAUUGGCUGAGAAGAUGCGCGGUCCUCGCCGCGCUCAGCGUCCUGAUAAGUGCUGCGUUUGCUCAGGAUGUGCAUCAUGGUCAUAGCCACGGGCAUCAGGGCCACAGUCAUGGUCAUCAUGGCCACAGUCAUGGUCAUCACGGCCACAGCCAUGAAGACCACCAUGGUCACGGCCACAGCCAUGAAGACCACCACGGCCACAGCCAUGAAGACCACCAUGGUCACGGCCACAGCCAUGAAGACCACCACGGCCACAGCCAUGAAGACGGCCACGGUCAUGAAGAUCUCCACCACGGUCAUGGUCAUGACGAUCUUACAGAAUUUAAGAACCGCUGGACCAUGGGAGAUGCCCCGUCUCGGGGAGCUGCAGAGGAACGUGCGAAGAGAGAAGCCCUACCGCCUUCCCCUCAUGACUCCAGAGAGAAGAUGGAGCCGGUGACGCUCUGGACCUAUGCGAUAUGUGCCACGCUGCUGAUCUCCGCCGCUCCUUUCUUCAUCCUCUUCCUGAUCCCGGUGCAGUCCAAUAGCAGCCAGCACCAGUCCCUGCUGAAGCUGCUGCUGAGCUUCGCCUCGGGGGGGCUGCUGGGAGAUGCCUUUCUGCAUCUUAUUCCCCACGCACUGGAGCCGCACUCUCACCACCAGCCUGACGAAGAGGCUCAUGGCUCUCAUGGACACGGACACUCUCACGAUCACAGUCAUGCCCACAUGAUGUCUGUCGGUCUGUGGGUGCUGGCGGGAAUCAUCGCUUUCCUUGUGGUCGAGAAGUUUGUGCGACAUCUGAAGGGUCAGGACGGCCACGGCCACAGUCACGAAUCCAAGCCGAACUCGGCCAAGGAGAAGGAAGAGAAGCAAGAUGGGAAAGACGGAGUGAGACAGAGAAGCAAGGAGGCGAGCACCAAGAGCGGCAAGUCCGGCAAAGAGAAGCCUCGCACAGACAUGACCGUCUCUGGGUACCUGAACCUCGCUGCCGACUUCACACAUAAUUUCACGGACGGUCUGGCGAUCGGAGCCUCUUUCUUGGUCAGCAGCAGCGUCGGAAUCGUCACCACCAUCACCAUCCUCCUCCACGAGGUGCCGCACGAGAUCGGAGACUUCGCUAUUCUGGUGCAGAGCGGCUGCACGAAGAGGAAGGCCAUGAUGCUACAGCUCAGCACCGCUCUUGGCGCUCUCGCCGGCACGGCCUGCUCUCUCCUGGCGGAGGGAAUCGGUGAAGCCGCCACCUUGUGGAUCCUUCCAUUCACCGCAGGUGGUUUCAUCUACAUUGCGACCGUCUCCGUCAUCCCGGAGCUCCUGAAGGACUCUCGCCCCGUGCAGUCCGUCAUGGAGACUUUUGGCCUGCUCCUGGGCGUUGCCAUGAUGGUUCUGAUUGCACAGUUUGAGUAGAAGAUGCUCUGUAUGGUGAAGCGGGGGCCCGUGCUGAGACGCAAGUCUACUGUCAGCAGAAGGGUACUGGGCAACGGUGGCAUCCUGUGCUGUAGAGGAGGUCAUGUGACUGCCGAGACGUCCUUAUUCUGGACACACAGUGAUGCCGCAGUCUGAGAUCACGGCUCUCUCCACUUCAUUGUCUUUUUUUUGUUUUUGUUUUUUUUUUAUUGGGCUCAAUUUUUUUGUUUUUGGACCAAACUACAAUGUACUGAGGAAAGGCUCCCCUCCCCCGUUGACACUUACUGGUCAUUUUACUGUGGGCUCCCCAUUUCGUGCAUUAUUUUAUACCAGUAGAAUAUCUUGUGAUAACUCAAUAGGUCAGAAUCCCUUUCCUUCGGUCCAUCUGGUUUAUCUUGUAAUCACAUAUUGCAGCAGCACCAGUGUGGACUAGGAGGACUUAGAGGAGAAGUGGUGGGGGGACAUUCGUCCUGUUCUUUGUAUAUAAUUAGGGAAUACAGUGGUGGUCUGUACUAUGAAAACGCACUACGGUGCAGUCUGUCCGCUGUCAUCAAGAUAGAACACUGCCCGGUAGUCACACUGUCCUCUUCAGUCUAGACAUCGUGCAGAGCGGCAGCGCCAUCUAGUGUGUAGGCUAGAUGGCUGCACUCAUGCACUUCUGACUCUCCGUAUCUAAGUGCUUUCUUUGGGCUGCUGGAAGCUUUCACUUUGGGUCCUUGGAGAUUUUUCUCCAUAUUUUUUAAGUAACAGAAAUAAAAGAGUGACAAUCUG